This is a messenger RNA of Hylaeus anthracinus, 595 nucleotides long. It is a transcript of the gene EMC5, whose product is annotated as ER membrane protein complex subunit 5. Bases 196 to 513 code for a protein of 105 amino acids. Gene Ontology annotation, cellular component: plasma membrane; early endosome; EMC complex. NCBI's taxonomy places the organism in Eukaryota, Metazoa, Arthropoda, Insecta, Hymenoptera, Colletidae. The record is from RefSeq and is a predicted model, not a curated record. The transcript has 3 exons.
UAAAUACUUUGUACGAUUGUACUCUCUCCUAAUCUAUCCUUGUUAUUCUUCAUUGAUUACUGAACAUAUUAUUAAUUGAAUACACAUUCCUGAAUGCACUGUUAUCAUUGUCUAUAUGAAAACGAGUCUUAUUUGUAUAGGAACUAAAUCGUUACUGCCAUCGUUACUGAAUUUGUUACUGUCAUAACAAUUACAAUGCCUGCAACAGCUUUGCAUAAGUUUAUAACAUUCAUAGGAUUACUUUCAAUACUACAUGCGGCCUAUUCUGCUGCGCAACAUCGUUCAUACUUGCGAAUAACGGAACAAGAAUUUACCACUCUACCGAUCGAUAUUUUAAUACAGGGCAUUGUCAGCUUAUUUAUGGUUAUGUACGGAGUAAUGUAUAUAGCUGGCGAUUUCAAAGAAAUUCGAGCUGUGGUUGAUUUGGAAAAUAAGUCUUGGGAAACUCUGCGAAAUUUUCCAUCAUUUCAAAUAUUCAAUCAUCGCGGAAGACAUUUUUUUCUUCGACAAUAAGGUUAUGCUAAAUUAAUGUUAAAAAAGAUGUAAUAUCAAUGCAAUUUUUCGAGGAUUAAUAAAUUUGAUACACUUCGCAAUA